Molecule: messenger RNA, 2998 nt
Organism: Vitrella brassicaformis
Lineage: Eukaryota; Vitrellaceae
Source: the annotation of a GenBank genome assembly
UCUGUUUCGUCGUUUUGUCCAUCUUCUGUCUCAUCCAUAUUAUCCAUAUAUCCACAUCAGCCACGCACGCACUGGUCUGUCUGUCUGCACAGGCAACGUACCCACGCACACUCACACACACACACAUAUGCCAUGCAUCUCCCUCCUGCUCACGCCGCCCCCCUGUCUAUCUUUUUUCGAAUUCACUCGUCCUGGUCUUCCUGCUCUCUCGGUGGGGCGUGCUGUAUGCCCCUGUUCCACGUCGGAACGUACCAGGGGAAGCGACUGUCCCCCUUGUCACCUUGCCUCAACAGCGCUGACACAUAUGGCAGCCACGGCUGCCAGGCUCGUCGGCGCUUCUUCCCCACUCUCUGCGGCUGGUCUCGGCCCGCACCCAGAGUGACGUGGGAGAGGUCGCAUGCGGCCAUGAACGCCCUGAAUGAAUGAAGUCAACAAACAGAGGGGAGGGAGGGAGAAUGGGUCUGUGUGGUUGUUGUGGGUGGGGUGGCUGACGCUUUGGUUGGUACAUACUUGAUGCCCUCUGUGCCGUCGUAGGAAUAAGAUAUGGGCUGCAUGGGUGGCUGCUCAUCUUGCUCGCUGCCCUUUUGCUCAGACCGCUGCUGCUGCUGCUGCUGCUUUUGGGGGUUGGGUGGCUGUGGCUGUGGCUGUGAGGGGAGGGGCACGGUGAAGGUAACCUUCCUGUGGGUGCGGUGCAGCAAAGACGGGCGGGCAUGUGGAAGGAAGGUGAGUGUGGCCGUGGCUUGUGGUCGUCACGCGAUCAUGACUUACUUGGGCCUUAUGAGCCUGACGAGCUCGCACAGCUCUGGAUAGGACGAAUGCAGCGAAUAGGGAACUCUCUGAUCGAACGAGAAACAAAAGUUACGUGCACAAUAUAUGUAAUGUGGAAGGCCCGUUAGUAUCUAUCGUCGUACCGUACCACGAUCUCUGUGCCUUGGCGCUCCCACGGCACGUACGUGGCCGACCAGCCCGUCAACAGCACUCCCAGCACUGAAACCAACAAACACAUGAAUGACACUUCUAUACAGGCGGGGCGUCGAGCAACAGAGUGUCCCUCCCUGCUAUAAAACCUGGAAGGGCCGUCUUCCCCUGGUAGCGCCUGAACGAUACGCACAACAGACACACAGCACAGGUUAGGUUACACGUUCGUGUCCAUGCGUCGACAGACCAGACCGUUGCUCCCUCCGCCUACUCGACUGUCUUCUUGAGUGUCUGUCGCGACACGGCACGCACGAGCCCACAGGACGACGCAGCACCAAUGUCGUUUGCUCCGUUGCUCGUUGUGGCGUCAGAUACAGACGGCAGCACAUCCGCAUCAGCACCAUUAUUGCUGUCCGUAUCAACUGCAGGCACACGACACCGCAGGAAAGUAGUUUUCAACAUGUGGGCGCUCAAUCAAGGACGUACCAUCGUUGUCGGCCGCGUCGUACGCCUGGAAGUGCUGCGGAGGGAAGCCAGCGUCGGCUAUCGUGUCAAGGCGGCUCUGCGACACCUCAACCUGAGGAGAAAGAGGCCGAUACGGAGAUUCCGCCGACACCCACCGAGUGAGUGCACAUGUGAUGUGGAUGACGUCGAUUCAGUCACCUUUGUGUUGAGGGCUUCUGCAACUGCACAGAGAAGGUCCUCCUUGCCGAGGGUGUCUAUCUGCAGACGGCAGACGAAGAACAAACAGAGGAUGCUGUUGCUGCAUGCCGACACUGUGUGUGUCCGGCUCCUUCCUCACCCCCAGAAUGGCAAUGCAUGGCCAAUAGGACUUGAGCAUGUUCACCACCUCCCUCGCCAACUCGGCCUGACCAACAUCGGUCGACACGCACACACAUCCAGCCACGAAUGAAUGAAUGAAUGAAUGGAGCCGAGCGACCUCCGACCUCUCCCCCUCCCCCUGCCCCUCCCAGUUUUCUCACUCACUCGUGCAGGGAAGUCGAAGCCGGGGUGGCAGUAUGUGUUGUCCAGAAACAGGUUGUCGAUCACGCACCGCUCACGCCGCCGCCCCACACCACCAUCUCCCUCUCCAGCUAUCGGCAGCCCUCCCUCCCCCUCCCCCUCCUGCCAAUCGCUAUCACCGAGACCAAGAGUGACCAUCUCGCCCAGCCCGCGAUCAUCGUCACUCUUCUCCCCAUCGACAGAUAUCACCGCCGGUGCCUUGGCUGCCUCCUCCCGCCGCCUCUCACGCACCGAGGGCUGGAAAUCGGACGACAGCCGCAAGAUGGUCUUAAGGUCGCGGGUCAUGCGGCACCCGCCAUCCGCCGGUGGCGGUGUCGUCAGGUCGAUGGGGCGAUGCACUCGCCCUUCCCCCCUCGCCGCCCGUGGCGGCUCGUAGCGGCAGUCGCCCGUGUGCAGGUAAGACCCGAAGGCCGGCGACUGGAGCCAUAUCAUAGUGGCGCCCGGACAGUGGCUGGCAUCGACCAGCAUCACGUCCACGUCGGCAUCCGUGCGGCAGUAAGGCCGGUUGUGCUUGGUGGGGCCACCUUUGUCUUUGUCGUGUGGUGGUGGUGGUGGUGGUGGCGCUGCGGCGGAGGGUGAUGCGAUGGGCACGCAGGAGGGCGGCUGGAACGGGGGGAGCUUUGCUUCGUUGGUGCUGAGCCGAUAGAUCUGAUUCAGCUCUAGUGGAACCUGAAAGACCACACACACGCAGAUGGACGGACACAGACGCACGAAUGCAGUGCAGUGACAGCAGGGAGUGAUUUGUUGACUCUGGUUCUCACCAGAAGUGUGUGUUCUCACCAGAAGAGGCUGCAGGUGUGGGAACUUCUGAAGCAGGAGUUUGCAGCAGACGGGAGAGCAGUAGAUGAAUCCGCCCCCCCAUUGGUUGCUCAGCCCCGUCAGGUGGUCGGCAUGGGUGUGAGUGAGGAAAUAGACGUGAGGCCCGCCCCUCACUGGACCGAAGUAGUCGACAACGAUGUUGGUAUCGGGCAGAGGCCGCUGCAUCAAGGGCUACUGAGGCCAAUGAAGGGUUGUGGCACACUCCUGCAAUGAAAACGUGUGGAUCAGCGCUUCAGAG